Messenger RNA from Varanus komodoensis (Komodo dragon), 636 nucleotides. RefSeq names its product phospholipase A2 inhibitor and Ly6/PLAUR domain-containing protein-like. The coding region runs from base 148 to 498 and encodes 116 amino acids. Gene Ontology annotation, molecular function: phospholipase inhibitor activity. The transcript is spliced from 3 exons. Gene Ontology annotation, cellular component: extracellular region. NCBI's taxonomy places the organism in Eukaryota, Metazoa, Chordata, Lepidosauria, Squamata, Varanidae. The record is from RefSeq and is a predicted model, not a curated record.
CUUUUCAAAGUUUGAGGGAAAUUAUUGGUUUAGUUCUUUUUUCAUGGUUUUUCUCCAAAUGUUUUCUGCAGAUAAUUCACACCAGAGUAUUUGAUCCAGCACAGUAAGAUUUCUUGCAGUAGCUCCUAUGCUCACAUCUUCCUCACCAUGCAAGGUCUCCUAGCAAUCUUUGUUUUCUCUGGGCUUCUCGCUACAGGUGCCUUUCUGAUGUGCGAAACUUGCGAAAGCAGUGGCAAGACCUGUACUGGCAGUAAAGAGACUUGUGGUGCUGGCAAAGACACCUGUGCCACGAUCUUGUCUGAAGCAGGUGAAGAAAACCAGAAAAACGUAAGCGUUGUAAAGAGCUGCUUUGAGAAGGUGAAUUGCAAUUCUGGAGGAAUCAGCAUCGUGAACGGAGUUAAUGUCACCAAAACGAUUCAGUGCAGCAAGGCUGCUCCGUCAGCCGCGUCCGUCCUGCUGGUGGUCUCUGGGUUGCUAAUGAAGCAGCUCCUCCUGUAAUAUGCCAAUUUCAGCAGUGCAGCGCUAAAAAAGGCUUCCUUGUCGUUUCCAUGCAACCUCAAGGGUGUUUUUGUUUGUAAUUUCAUCUUUGACGUCUUGAGUUAAAACAAAUAAAAGGAAGCAACCGUACAUGCCACC